Messenger RNA from Anopheles cruzii, 729 nucleotides. RefSeq lists its product as uncharacterized. The record is from RefSeq and is a predicted model, not a curated record. NCBI's taxonomy places the organism in Eukaryota, Metazoa, Arthropoda, Insecta, Diptera, Culicidae. The transcript is spliced from 2 exons. The coding region runs from base 101 to 556 and encodes 151 amino acids.
AUAUUACACAACCGGAUCUAGUGUUUUUCGUGUAGUUUCGGCAAUAGUUUGUGCUGCGAUCGGAAUCGGCUUUUCGAUUAAAUUGCCUUCACACUUCAGGAUGACCGACGCUAACCUACCAAAUGUGUGCGGCUUGCGUUUGCGGCCGCUAACGAAGGAAAACAUUCUGUAUUACUACUUUCCGCUGAAGGGUAUGGUCAGCUAUGCUGCACUUUCGGUGAACGUAAUGAAUCCAUCGAUUGCGAUAAGGCUGCUCCCCAAGCGAGACGUUACCAAUUUUCUGCUGAUUCACACCAUCCUCGGUACAUCGCUCUACUUUUACAGCCGGCCACACCUGAAGGGGGUCUCGACAAACAAACGGAUUGCCUUUAGCCUUUGUGGUUCGGUGCUGUUUAGCUUCGGAUCUGUGCUGGUGUGGGCCGUCCUCCGAUCGACGGUUCCCCGCAACCAAGGGGUAGCGACCGCGCUGGGUCUUUCGUCCGGUGUGCUGAUGGCAAAGCUGGCUUACGAUUACCUAAAGACCAACGAUAGCCAGGCGGUUGUGAAGAAAAACUAAAAGCGAUCGUCUUUAAGGCUCUCGCAACGCAAUUCUAACGAGCGCAUCUCCAACAACACGGUUGUUACGAUUUGUGCGAAGCCAUUGUUUUCGCUACGUCGAAAUAGUGGAGGGAAAUGAUUAGUUGUACCAUCUAACGUCAUGAAAUACACCAACAUCUAUUGUUUCUAUUA